This is a messenger RNA of Prunus mume (Japanese apricot), 1662 nucleotides long. RefSeq lists its product as uncharacterized. The record is from RefSeq and is a predicted model, not a curated record. NCBI's taxonomy places the organism in Eukaryota, Viridiplantae, Streptophyta, Magnoliopsida, Rosales, Rosaceae.
UAGGCCUUUCCGUUUCCAAUUUAUAACGCGAAGGAGACCCAAAAGGCCAACCAAAGCGAAGUGGACGCUGGUAGUGGUAAAUGGCACUUCGAAGCCUGAGCUCAUUUACAGCCGUCCGAUUCGAAGCUCCCAAAUCCAACGGUGCUCCUAUUCCUCCUCCACGGCAUCAAGACCCUUUGCCCCGACUCUCCGUCACCAAGCCCUCUUGGGUCGUCCGCACAGAGUCAAAUGUUCACAGAGAAGUAAGAAGGAAGCCGGAUCCACCUUGUGAGGUCUGCACAGGGAGUGGAAGGGUCAAUUGCCACGAUUGUUAUGGAACAGGUGUUGCUGCCAAGGUGGAACAACUGAUGCGCAACUUCUUGUGGGAGGGAGCAGAGGAAGGAAAGAAUGUCCACCUUGUGAAUUGGGAGCGGGUGUCCAGAAUUAGGGAAGCAGGAGAGCUUGGCAUUGGGUCCUUGAGAGAAAGAAACGAAGCCUUGAGGGCAAAAUGGUUGUGGAGAUUUCCAAUUGUAACCAAUGCUACGUGGGAUAAGGUAAUUAAGAGCAAAUAUGGACUAGACUCCGAUGUGUUGCUGAUUUUCUGUUGGCAAUGGAGAAAAGGUUAGAUUUUGGGAGGAAUAUUGGUUGAAGGAAGGUUUAUUGUGGGAAUUAUUUCCUAGAAUAUUCUCCCUGUCCAGGAAAAAGGAUCAAUGUAUUUCAGACUUUGUUAUCGACGCAGUGAUACCUCACAAUUGGGAUUUUGGUUUCAGAAGGAAUUUGACUGAUGCCAAGAUUGCAGAAGUGAUAUUACUUCUGGAUAUUCAAAGAGAGGUACGUCUAAUUCAUACGAGAUCGGACAGAUUUGGGAGAUUGAGGACCAUGGGUCGUUUUUGUGCAAAUCAUUUAGGUCUUUUAUCCUGUCUAACGGCACGAGGGAUGUUUUCUCCCCUUUCGCCUUAGUUUGGAAGGCGAAGACUCCCCCGAAACUUAAGUUCCUUCAGUGGCUGGUUGCGAAUGGGAAAGUUAACACUUGCGAUCUUAUUCAAAGGAGGAGCCCGAAGAUGUGUUUAUCUCCUUACUGGUGCAUUCUGUACAAGUCGUGCGCUGCGCAGAAAACAUUGAUCAUCUAUUCAUUCACUGUUCGUACUCACUAAAUCUAUGGUGGAAACUGUUAAACGAACUCAGAGCCGUUUGGGUGAUCCCUAGAGGUUGUAUUGAGCUCCUUAGUCCCAAACUGACAGUUCUGAGGAAGGGGAAGAGAGCUCGAACUUUACGGGACUGUCUUGUUGAUGCUAUUUUCUGGAAUUUAUGGCUGGAACGCAACAGAAGAAUUUUUCAGGGGUAUGAUGGAGUGAGAUCCGAAGAACUAUGGGAUAGAGUAAAAUUUUGGGCUUCUCUUUGGGCAUCUGUCUCUGGGCAUUUUAAGGAUUACCAUUAUUCUAUUAUCUUGAGAGACAUGAGUGCUGUCUUAGGAUAAGUUUACUUAAGUUGUGCUUUAGCUUCUAACCUAUCCUUGGUUGGAGUAGUUUUAGAUGAAUCUUUCUUGCUUCCUGCUUAUAAUGAGCAGGUUCUCUCUUUGGUGUAUAAUUGAGGAUAGCUUUUCCUCUUGACAAUCAAUACAAAUGUUUCCAUUCAAAAAUAAAAUAAAAUAAAAUAAAAUUGAGUGCAGUCCUGCUGCACCAG